Physella acuta is the source of this 2124-nucleotide messenger RNA. Its product is annotated as 4-aminobutyrate aminotransferase, mitochondrial. Lineage: Eukaryota; Metazoa; Mollusca; Gastropoda; Physidae. Gene Ontology annotation, biological process: GABA catabolic process. Gene Ontology annotation, molecular function: 4-aminobutyrate:2-oxoglutarate transaminase activity; pyridoxal phosphate binding. The record is from RefSeq and is a predicted model, not a curated record. Gene Ontology annotation, cellular component: mitochondrion.
GGAACAGAUGCACACAAAGAUACAACACUGCCAGUUGACGGCCCUGUGGGACAACGCUGUAAUUAUGUAACGGUUUGUUUUGAGUCAGUCUAGUACCGUCUGAGUGGGACCAUAGAGUCCGUGACUGAUGUGACCAUCGUUAGUGGGAGAUAGAGAGAGUGUUGGGAUACUGUUGGGAUAGUGUUGCUAGAGGAGUGAUAAGGCAUGGAUCGAUGUUAAGAGAUAUACGCCAGCAGUGGAUACGAUAGGGAGAACGAUACACACAGACAGCGAUGGCGCUCAGGUUCGGCACCCAGCUCAACAAAUCAGCUGCCUGUUGCGUUUUGAUCACACGACAGAUGACCACUAGACAGAUGACCACUAAACAAGCCACCGCGGCAUUUGAAGACAUUGAGCAGCCACAGAUGCGUACAUCGGUUCCAGGGCCGAAGACGAAGGAGCUUCAAGCUAGGCUUGGUCGUUACCAGAAUACCGACGCCAUCCAUUUUUUUGUCGACUACAACAAAUCUCGCGGGAACUACAUUGUUGAUGUUGAUGGCAACGUCAUGUUGGAUGUGUUCACCCAGAUUGCCUCUCUACCGUUAGGAUACAAUCACCCAGAACUGGCUUCAGCUAUGACGGACCCCAAAAAUUUGUCGACGUUUAUAAAUCGCCCGGCACUCGGGAGUUAUCCCCCUUUAGAUUUUGUUGAUCAGCUCGAAUCAAGUCUGUUGUCGGUGGCGCCACCAGGAAUGUCACGCGUGCAGACGAUGGGCUGUGGCACGUGCUCCAUCGAGAGCGGGCAGAAGGCUGUCUUCAUGGCAUAUCAGCGGAAGUUGCGAGGUGGGCGUCAACCGACAGACGAGGAGAAGCAGUCCAGUCUGAUGAACCAACUUCCGGGAAGUCCUAAAGUUUCCUUUCUGUCUUUCAAGAACAGUUUCCAUGGUCGUUGUAUGGGUGCCCUGGCGAUGAGUCACGCCAAAUGGUUUCACAAGUUAGACUUCCCUGUACCAGAUUGGCCUAUUGCUACAUUUCCUCGACUCCGAUAUCCUCUGGAAGAAUUUACACGGGAAAACCUGGCGGAAGAGAACAGAUGUUUGUACGAGGUUUGUGAUCUGAUUGAAAAAUUCAAAGCCCGCGGGGAGCCCGUGGUGGGGAUUUGUGUGGAGCCAGUCCAGUCUGAGGGUGGGGACCAUCACGCCAGUGCCGCGUUCUUUCAAGGCUUACAGGACAUCUGUCAAAAGUAUGGCGCCUACCUGAUGAUAGACGAGGUACAGACCGGAUGUGGCGCCAGCGGAAGAUUCUGGGCCCACGAUCAUUUCAACCUGAGGAAAUCACCAGACGUCGUCACGUUCUCUAAGAAGAUGCUGUCGGGCGGCUUCUAUUUCACGGAGGAGCUUGUGCCCACUGAGGCUUACAGAAUCUAUAACACUUGGCUGGGAGAUAACUCUAAGCUAAUCCUUCUUGAAAAAGUCAUCGGGGAAAUCAAACGAGACAAUCUGGUAGCGAAUGCUGCUAAAGUUGGACAAACACUUUUAGCUGGAUUAAAAGAAAUGCAGCAACUCUACCCGGCUCUACUGACCAACGCUCGUGGCCUGGGCACGCUCUGUGCGGUAGACGUCGCCACAGUCGAGUCACGUGACAAAAUUAUCCACACGUUGAGAAACAAAGGUGUGAACAUUGGAGGCUGUGGGACGUCCAGUCUACGCUUGAGACCAAGUUUGAUUUUCAAAGAGAAACAUGCCAGCAUUUUCUUGGACAAACUGGCAUCAGUCCUGUCUGAGAUGGCCGUGUGACACUAAGGCGUGGCAUAUGACAGUGACAUGACCAACAUUGUCAGGGCUGUUACACGAUCGUUACAUGGCAGUGUGACUUUGUAGUGACUGUGACACAUCACAACUGUGUUACAGCUGUAUUACACACAGCAAUGUGACUCUGCAACGACUGUGUAACAACACAUGUCAUGAUUGUGAUAUAUUCAGCUCCGGCCUGUUGUGACAUCAUGUCAUGGCAUGCACCUAAACGUAAACCACCAAGCUCCACACCAACACACAACACAGACGACCAAAAUCAAGACAGCAGCAUCAAUAAUUUAAUUAACCAGAAAACUAUCAAAUAUACAAUAUGUAAACAUGUCACACAUGA